Messenger RNA from Monopterus albus (swamp eel), 6128 nucleotides. It is a transcript of the gene map3k4, whose product is annotated as mitogen-activated protein kinase kinase kinase 4. Gene Ontology annotation, biological process: protein phosphorylation; MAPK cascade. The transcript is spliced from 28 exons. NCBI's taxonomy places the organism in Eukaryota, Metazoa, Chordata, Actinopteri, Synbranchiformes, Synbranchidae. The record is from RefSeq and is a predicted model, not a curated record. Gene Ontology annotation, molecular function: ATP binding; protein kinase activity. Bases 341 to 5101 code for a protein of 1586 amino acids.
UACUUUUUUAAGGAUCUGAAUACUUCUUCCAUUAGUGAUGAUAACUGAUUCACUACUCGGAGGAUAAAAACAAGCACCUGCACAGCAGAGACCGUACGUAUAUGACCUAUCCGGGGUGCCGUAGUAAUGCAAAUCUGUGGCACUCCUCCUCAAUGAACGUUGGAAAGAUGGCGACGGCAUACGCACUAGCAAGAGUCAACUGUGCCGGCGGAUAGAAAGUGCUUCAAAGAGACAAAAAUCCGCCUCUUUUGCAAAGAUUUAACGGUGCAAAGUCUGUGUAAUAUCGUUUAGACAUGGUUUAGUCCAUGCACGGCUAGGAACAAGACGCCAUUGCUUUCCAAUGGAGCCUCCGGAUCGUAACAAGCCCAGCAGGCAGGCCAAACCAGUGGAAGAUGCAUCCCAACAGAACUCUGAGGUGGUUGAAUCCUGGGACUCACCCAGCGAGGAAGAGGAAGCUCUGUAUAGCACUUCACCACCUUAUACUCCCCGUCAGAUGAAACGCAUGUCUGCUAAACAUCAUAGAAACAGCCAGGCAAGGAGCGGUGUUCGGUCUCCCCAUAAGGCAGACCUUAGCUCAUCUAAUCUGAGAGAGAGUCCCAGGCCAGUGGAAACCCCGGAGGAGCACAGCUACAAGCAGGACAAGAAGCAGAGGGCGACUUUGCGCUCCACAGAGAGAGACCACAAGAAGACCUUUGAAGGGUCCUUUGUGCUGGAUUCGCUCUCAAAGCCUAGUCCUUUCGGUGCCCUCAACAUGGAUCCCAGGAAGCAUUACUUGAGUUUGGGUUGCAGCAGCUGCAAACUUCCUGUGUCUAUGCCCCAUAUUGCCCGGACCCACCGCCAGACCUCCAGGACAGACUGCCCCGCCGACCGCCUCAAAUUCUUUGAAACUCUGCGGCUGCUGCUCAAGCUCACAUCUAUGUCCUCUAAGAGGAAGGAGAAAGAGCAGAGAGGCCUGGAGAACAUGCCCUACAUGGGUCACAACAAUGAGGUCAUUUGGUUGGAGCUGCAGGCUUGGCAUGCACGACGUUCCACCAGUGACCAAGACCUUUUUCUUUACACUGCCCGCCAGGCCAUCCCUGACAUCAUUAAUGAGGUGCUGCACUUUAAGGUCAACUAUGACAGCCUAAGAGGGGCCCAGUGUUCAGGGUCUGAAACAGUUGAGUGGGACUAUCGGGGUGUCCCAGAUCUAGUAUGUGGACAGGAGAGGGACCCUGCUGUGUUAGACACCAACCACUGUGGAGUAGAUACUUGGGGCUUUAGCGCCUGCCCCUCGACUGCGAUGAAUGCAGCAGAGCCUCUGGGCUCUGGCUCCAAUUGCAGGGAACACCUUCAGCGCCAGCGACUGGCAUUUGAGCAGGUCAAGCGGGUUAUGGAAACGCUGGAGUCUGUAGAAGCUUUGUAUCCUUCUUUGCAGGCCCUGCAGAAAGACUAUGAUAAGUAUGCAGCACGAGACUUCCAGGGCAGGGUGCAGGCGCUCUGUCUGUGGCUCAAUAUCACCCAGGACCUCAACCAGAAGCUGCGCGUUAUGGCCACUGUCCUGGGCAUUCAUGAUCUAUCCCGUAUUGGAUGGCCUGUUUUUGAGAUUCCUUCACCUCGUUGCUCCCAUGGCAAUGAAGAAGAGGAGAAUGAGGAAGACGAGGAGAACGAGUCCACAGCCACUUUUACACCUGAAAGUGAAGGGGAGGAUAGGGAUGAUGAGGAGGGAAGAUUGGAAUAUGUAGUGGAGGAAGAGCUGUCUCCCUCGUUGACUCCUAAAUAUGCCCGAUUGUUGUCAGAAGAUGACUUUCUCCAUACUGCUACUGCAGGAAGUGCAGAAGUGACUGCAGGAGGGGUAGUGUUCUGCCCCACAGCCAUCUACAGGCCAUUUGUGGAUAAAGCUCUAAAGCAGAUGGGACUGCGUAAACUAAUCCUGCGACUGCACAAACUGAUGGACCGCUCUCUUCAGAGGUCCAGAGCAGCGCUGCUCCACCACACACCUCCACUGGAGUUUGCAGACUUCCCAGACCCCAUGCUGUACAGUGAUUACCUGCCUGAGCUGUCACGCCAUGUGUACUGCAGUGGCUCAGCUCACCCAGAGCUCGGAGCAGACCAGGUUUCUUGGGAGGAUUUGCUGGACAUGGACCUCCCGUCCUUCAGGCCGGCGUUCCUUGUUCUGUGCAGAGUCCUUCUCAACGUCAUUCAUGAAUGCCUUAAAUUACGACUUGAACAAAGGCCUGCUGGAGAACCUUCACUGCUCAGCAUCAAACAGUUGGUGCGUGAGUGUAAGGAAGUUCUCAAAGGUGGUCUUCUGAUGAAGCAGUAUUAUCAGUUCAUGCUGUGUGGUGUGGUGACUGAUGCUCAGGGCUUGCAGACAAAUGCCAAUAUUGAUGAGUUUGAAGAGGACCUUCAUAAGAUGCUGGUGGUUUACUUUGACUACAUGCACAGCUGGAUCCAGAUGCUGCAGCAGCUGCCUCAGGCCUCUCACAGCUUAAAGAACUUGUUAGAAGAAGAGUGGCACUUCACAAAGGUCAUCACUCCUUACAUCCGUGGAGGGGAGGCCCAGUCUGGGAAGCUUUUUUGUGACAUUGCUGGGAUGCUGCUGAAAUCCACUGGAGAGUUCCUUGAUGCUGGCCUGCAAAAAAGUGGUAAUGAAUUCUGGGAAAGUGCAGAGGACAGCACAGCCUCAGAUGAAAUCAGGCGGUCGGUGAUUGAGACCAGUCGGUCUCUUAAAGAGCUGUUCCAUGAGGCCAGGGAGCGAGCAUCCAAGGCUCUGGGCUUUGCCAAAAUGCUUCGCAAGGACUUAGAAGUUGCUGCGGAUUUCAGAAUCACUAAUGGAGUGACUUGUCUCCUGGAGACACUGAAAAAGAGAAACUAUGUCAAGGUUCAGAUUCCAGGCUUGGAGGAGUUGCAGCUUUUUGUCCCCUAUGACUUGAUGGCUCAGAGACCUGUCAUCCUGCAGCUACUCAAAGCUGCUGCUGGCAAAGACUGCUCCAAAGAGCCUGAUGAACCUCCUGAGGAUGAAGCCUACCUGCUCAUGAGUAAGCACAGAGCUGGGGACUCUACUACUGAUUCUGAUUGGGCUCAGUGGGAUGGAGAACUUCUCAAACUGGUGCCUCAGAUGGAGACUGUUGACACUUUAAGAGCCAUGAAGAUGGAGAACAUGCUCUUGAUAGUGAUACAGUCAGCUCACCUGGUGGCCCAGCGAAAGGCCUUUCAGCAGUCCAUGGAGGAUGUGCUCACUCUGAGCCGAGAGCAAACCUCCAGUCAGCCUCUCAUCGCCAGCGCUCUGGAGGAGCUCAAGGAUGAGGCACUGCAGCUGUGCAUUAAGAUCAGUGCUGCCAUUGACCGAGUGGAGUACAUGUUCACCACAGAGUUUGAGGCAGAGGUGGAGGAGACUGAGUCAGCCACUCUGCAUCAGUACUACAGGGAGGCAAUGAUACAGGGCUACAAUUUUGCCUUUGAGUACCACAAGGAGGUGGUGCGCCUGAUGUCAGGGGAGUUCAGGCAGAGGAUCGGGGAGCGCUACAUAGCAUUUGCCCGCAAAUGGAUGACUUAUGUCCUGACCAAAUGUGAGAGUGGAAGAGGUACCAAACCUAGGUGGGCGACACAGGGGUUUGAUUUUCUUCAGGCUAUUGAACCUGCCUUCAUAUCAGCAUUACCAGAAGAUGACUUCCUGAAUUUACAAGCUUUAAUGAAUGAAUGCAUUGGACAUGUGAUUGGGAAGCCCCAUAGCCCAGUGACUGGUGUCUAUGUUGCUCCCAGGAAUAGUCGUCCUGUGAAGGUCCCUCGCUGCCAUAGUGACCCACCAAACCCCAAUCUGUUCAUCCCUAAUGCUGAAGGCUUCAGCUCUCGAAGUCUCCCCUGCGACCUCCGGAACCAGCUGUUCCCCAACGGCCCUCGCCCUGUCCCUCAGGGCCCAGGGGAACACAACCAAACCAAAGCACCCGGCAGCACCCCCAAUGAUGUCAGGGGAUCCAGUUUCCACGAGAAUGACCGCCUGUCGUCGGUUGCAGCAGAGUUGCAUUUCAAAUCUCUGAGCCGGCAUUCUAGCCCUACAGAGGACAGAGAAGAACCCUCCUAUCCUAAGGGAGAUCCUAGCAGUGCAGCACGCAGGAGCUGGGAGCUCCGCAUCUUUAUCAGCCAGUCCAAGGACACAGCAGCACGGCAAAGUCCCAUGGAGGCUGUCCGACGCUCCAUCCGCAAGUUUGAGGAGAAACGCUAUGCCAUGAUGAAGCAACGUAACAUCAUCGGCCAAGUUUGUCAUACACCCAAAUCCUAUGACAACGUCAUGCAUGUCGGACUCAGGAAGGUGACCUUCAAGUGGCAGAGGGGCAACAAGAUAGGUGAAGGCCAGUAUGGUAAGGUGUACACCUGCAUCAACGUUGACACUGGAGAACUAAUGGCCAUGAAAGAGAUCCGAUUUCAGCCAAAUGAUCACAAAACAAUCAAAGAGACUGCAGAUGAGCUGAAAAUAUUUGAAGGCAUUAAACACCCAAACCUGGUGCGGUACUUUGGAGUUGAGCUUCAUCGGGAGGAGAUGUAUAUUUUCAUGGAGUACUGUGAUGAGGGUACACUGGAGGAGGUGUCCAGACUGGGGCUGCAGGAACAUGUCAUCAGGCUUUACAGUAAACAGAUCACUACCGCCAUCAAUGUCCUCCAUGAACAUGGCAUUGUCCACCGGGAUAUCAAGGGAGCCAACAUCUUUCUGACAUCAUCUGGUCUGAUUAAACUGGGUGACUUUGGCUGUUCAGUCAAGUUGAGGAACAACACUCACACCAUGCCCGGGGAGGUGAACAGCACGCUCGGAACUGCAGCAUACAUGGCACCUGAAGUCAUCACCAGAGCAAAGGGUGAAGGUCAUGGACGAGGAGCAGACAUCUGGAGUUUGGGCUGCGUCCUCAUUGAGAUGGUGACAGGAAAGAGGCCCUGGCAUGAGUACGAGCACAACUUCCAGAUCAUGUACAAAGUGGGCAUGGGCCAUAAACCCCCGAUCCCAGAGAAGCUGAGCACAGAAGGGAAGGACUUCCUUGGUCACUGUCUGGAGAGUGAACCCAGAUGUCGCUGGACAGCUAGCAUGUUGCUAGACCACCCAUUUGUCAAGGUUUGUACGGACGAAGAAUGAACAAAACCUCUGUGUCUGUCAAGUUUACAAAUCAAAGCACUACUGUACAUGCUGAUGGCAAACGAUAAAAGAACUGUGGAAGUUACUGCUGAAGGCACAUUGAGCUAAACUGAGGAACUAAUACAAUAUCAUUUCAGAAGACAACUGGGCCUAUGGAGUAUAAGGUUGUUGCAUCUAUUGAUUGGGGGAGGAGGGGCAGGGGUGGGACUGUAGGAAUAGGAUUGACUUUAAUCCUUGCAUAAACAAUACUGUAAAGUUAAAGUAAUUAUUGACACAUUUGUUCUCACUGGUGAAGAGACUUUGGAAAAGGCAUUGAGGAUUUUUUUUAAGGGGGGGGGGGCAACAUCUAUGGCACUUUUUAAACUGUCUACCCAAGGGGGCAGUUACGUGGAGGAGGGAGGAAUCUUAUUUUAGACACCCUUAUAGAAUGAAAAAGGGUGUGGUAAGCCUCACGAAAUAGAGGAGACGCUGGUUUACCUUUAUGAAAUGAACACCCAAAUAUUCAGAUUAAUUUAUCACUUGUCAUUUGACAAGUGUGGGCACUUAGAAGGAUUUUUUGUGCGUGUGUGUGUGUGUUUUUUUUUUUUUUUUUUCUUUGCCUUUGAAGCGGAGUAAAUAUCAAUUUGGAGCAAUGUUCAAGUUUGAUGAAGAGUGUUUGGGUGACUGGAGACCAAGAGGUGACGUGGGGCCUGCUCUCCCUCCCUGCUGCUGAACACAGAACAUCCACACAACAAAACAAAGACACUGACACACACCACAACGUCUGGUCAUCUGCUGCUCUUACAGUGUUUGCUAUGUACAAAGAAUAUUAAUAAACCAGUCUUUUUUUUGUUUUUUAAGGGAAAUGUGUAUUUGUUUCAAGAAGGAAAAUGACUUGUUUUGUUAUAGUACCUCCAAAAAAAGUAAUUUUGACAGAGUUCACAAGUCUGACUUUAAAAAGUGUUUAUCAAGUCAUUUCUUUAGUACAGAAUUUCUCCAGUUUAGUUUUUUGGCAGUAUUUUCUUGUUCCGCUGUGAUUGAGGAGCGG